AUGCUGCAAUCGCACAGCUCAGCACCGCAAAGCACGAAGCCGGCUUUCUUGCAAAGUGGCAUGUCGCUGGCGGAGCUUCCAAAUGAUGCGACCUGCAAGAAGAAGUUCACUGACAACAAGGUUUGCAAGACCACGAGCGGCGUAGAUUGCACGCACACCCAGCUGGAGACCAAAGUUGGCAAGUGCUGGUUCUCAGAAACCUCAGGGCGGAACCCAUGCAAGCCAUACCCAGUCUCAGGAACAUGGACCACGGCCAAGGUUGAUUUCGAGCCAGAUGAAGCUGGCGUCUGCUUCGAUGUUCCAAUGGGCAUUUGCCCCGUGCAGAUUUGCGUCAAGAGCGGGAGCCCCAACAGCGGGGCUGGUCGUUUCUGCUACUCCGGGAAGCAGACAUGUGGCACAAACGGCGGUCCUUCGAAUGGCAAGGUGGACCAGACGUUUUGCACCAAAUGGACGGCUCCGGACAAGUUCUGUGUCGUAAGCUUGGCAACCAACAACAACAAUCCCAACAACAUCCAAGACCUCAGCAACUUUGCUAUUCAGUUCGGCUGCUGCGAUGGGAGUGGAGGUGUAGUGGGAGAUCCGCACAUCCACACCUUGGACGGAAACGAGUUCGACCUCUACGACAAAGGAACUUACUCUGUGUUCCACUACGGCGGUACCGUGGCUGCCCACAGAGGUGUGCGUUUCCUUUCUUUUUGA
Molecule: messenger RNA, 699 nt
Organism: Symbiodinium pilosum
Lineage: Eukaryota; Dinophyceae; Suessiales; Symbiodiniaceae
Source: the annotation of a GenBank genome assembly